AUGGAAAUGACUACAACAAAAGUACAAAAUGACACCAAAUAUCCGGUUUAUAUUGUACUGGGCUCUGGAGGACACACCGCCGAGAUGUGCACCAUAAAUAUGGCGCUACUGAGUUCCUCUAGAGGCAAGGAGAUUUACAACCCACUCCGCUAUAUUAUAGCCAACGACGACAUCACUUCACGGAGCAGAAUAACCAGUGCCAUGCAAAAGGUUGGCGUUGCACUAGAUGAUACAUCGUUUAUUUAUGUACCACGUAGUCGCAAGGUGGGGCAGAGCUACUUUAGUAGUGUGUUUACAACACUUUGGGCAUUAUUGUGGAGCUGCUGGCUUGUGUGGCGUGAUCAACCCAAGUUAUUGCUUUGCAACGGUCCUGGAACUUGUGUACCCUUUUGUUUAGCAACUUCUAUAUGUAGACGUAUUGGACGCUUGCCAAACACAACUAGAAUCGUAUUUGUGGAGAGUUGGUGCAGAGUACGUACACUUUCACUUAGCGGAAAACUGAUGCGCCCUAUGCUUGACUUAUUAGUGGUUCAAUGGCCGGCACUAGCGGAAAAAUAUAAAAACGCUUACAAUGUGAAAUACUUCGGAAAAAUUAUGUGAACAAGUAUAAUUUAUUAUGUGAAAAGCAAGGCCUAGAAGCUUUGAUGUUGCCAUCUAUGUAAUCAAGAAUAACUUUAGCAUACCAAGUAACGAAAUCACUUUGUAAAUUUUGUAAAAAAAAAUAAUAAAUACAUAAAAUUUAACUAAACUACGGAGAGAGGCAAUCAUCAAGGUGAUCAUUGAUCGUGGUUUGUUCAACCUCUUGCCCGCAAUUGGGACACUGAAUUGUA
Zeugodacus cucurbitae (melon fly) is the source of this 830-nucleotide messenger RNA. RefSeq names its product UDP-N-acetylglucosamine transferase subunit ALG14 homolog (gene Alg14). The record is from RefSeq and is a predicted model, not a curated record. Gene Ontology annotation, cellular component: UDP-N-acetylglucosamine transferase complex. Bases 1 to 600 code for a protein of 199 amino acids. NCBI's taxonomy places the organism in Eukaryota, Metazoa, Arthropoda, Insecta, Diptera, Tephritidae. Gene Ontology annotation, biological process: dolichol-linked oligosaccharide biosynthetic process. The transcript has a single exon.